Molecule: messenger RNA, 1179 nt
Organism: Hevea brasiliensis (rubber tree)
Lineage: Eukaryota; Viridiplantae; Streptophyta; Magnoliopsida; Malpighiales; Euphorbiaceae
Exons: 2
Coding region: 209-1003 (264 amino acids)
Cellular component (GO): ribonucleoprotein complex
Molecular function (GO): RNA binding
Source: RefSeq, a predicted model, not a curated record
AGGCGGGCGAAAAUUAUCCUACUCGUUUGUAAGAACCCCAGCUAGGGUUAAUUUCUUCAUUUCUCAACCAGCCAACGAACGAGCGAAAUUGGUUAGGGAUUCGAAAUUUGGGUACAAAUACACGCAGUUUAACCUCAGAUUUUUCAAAUCUCUCUAUUUCCUCGUGGGAUUCGAACGAGAUUGCUGAAGAUUUAAAAGACACGAAACCAUGUACGGAUCCAGAGGGGCAAUGUUGGGAAGCGGGGGGGUUUCGGAUGGGUACGAGGUCGGCUCAAAGAGACAAAGAAUGAUGGAAUCAAAUCCCUACUUCGCAGUGAGCAGUGGUCCUAGUGGCUUUCAACCCUACAGCUAUGGUGGUGGAUUUCAGCCCCCUGCCUUUCCUGUGGUUCGUCUGAGGGGGCUUCCUUUCAACUGCACUGAUAUAGACAUCUUCAAGUUCUUUGCUGGGCUGGACAUCGUUGAUGUGGUGCUGGUCAAUAAGAAUGGACGGUUCACAGGAGAGGCUUUUGUCGUCUUUGCAGGGUCAAUGCAGGUUGAGUUUGCUUUACAGAGAGAUCGACAGAACAUGGGGCGUAGGUAUGUGGAAGUUUUUAGGUGCAAGAGGCAGGAUUAUUACAAUGCUGUUGCUGCAGAGGUGAGUUAUGAAGGAAUCUAUGACACUGAUUAUCAUGGAAGUCCUCCACCAUCUAAAGCAAAGAGGUUCAGUGAUAAGGAUCAAUUGGAAUACACUGAGAUUUUGAAGAUGCGAGGGCUCCCAUUCUCUGUGAAAAAACCUCAAAUAAUUGAAUUUUUUAAAGAAUUCAAGCUGAUUGAAGAGAGGAUACACAUUGCAUGCCGCCCAGAUGGGAAAGCAACUGGAGAAGCAUAUGUGGAGUUUGUUUCUGUUGAGGAAGCUAAAAGAGCUAUGAACAAAGAUAAGAUGACAAUUGGGUCAAGGUAUGUUGAGUUGUUUCCUUCAACACCAGAUGAAGCUAGAAGAGCCGAGUCAAGAUCAAGGCAGUGAAGAGUCAGAGGUGGCUGGAGAAUUUUGUGCUGACUGUUGUUCACUUCCAUCUUUACAUGAAUCAGUUGUGAUGCUAAAGCUUACCACUUUCUAGUGUUAUGCAUAAAAUAUUCAUAUACCUGUUUUUUGAAUGUUGUAUUUGAGUUUUAAUAUGGGGACAAGUGACGUUGUGAUUA